AUGAUUUCUAAUCGAUUUCGUUUAUUGUCCAUAUUGAACAAAACAUUUUCCUAUUCAAAACGAUGGACAAUCGCAACAUCGGAAAUUCGUAUAAGUAAAAUACCAAUAAAAAGAUCUAUGUAUGCCUAUAAACGUUUACAAACAACCUACUAUGAUUGGAUGGAAGCUGUUAAUCGUGUUGAUAUUAAACAAGAGAAUUUUCAUCGGUCAUUAGUCAUACGUGCAACAAUAAGACAAAUUCUCCGUUAUAUGCAUGAUGGUUAUAUUGAUGUUGAACAAUGGCAAACAUUUCGUGAUUAUCUGGUUAAAAAAGAUAUUGGCGUAUCAAGAUUAUUCGAUGGAAUCUUCAUACAUGAAUGUAUUAAUUUUCAGCGUUUUCUAAUGGGUCUAUCGUAUAUUAAUUAUUUAAAAUAUGAAAAUGUUCCAUUAACACCAACUGGUUUAUCCAUGUUAUUAUUAUUAGCACGAGAAAUUGAUAUUCGCCCUGAAUUAAAUGAACAUUGUUUAGAAGAAAGUCUUUUAUUAAAUGCUUAUCAAGAAUUUCUUUCGUGUAAAGUCGUUCCUGAUGCAAUGCUUGCAUUACCAAUAAUAGCCGGUUUAACAUUGACAACGCAAUGGAAAGAAGCACUGAUAUAUUUACCAACACUCGAUAAUGAUCUUCAUGGCUUGCAGCAAGCAUUAGGUUUUGUUUUAACUGCAGCAGCGAAAUUUCAUGAUUACGAAUUUUUCUUCUCACUUCUGGAUAAUAUUUCACAAACGGAAUCGAUUCGUUUACAUGAAGAGCGUCAACGAAUACGUACAACGGCAACAGGUGAUGUUAAACAAAAACUGACCAUCGAUCAACAAAUACAACGUCCUGUAGCACCGUCAAGAAUUAAGGAAAGUGAUUAUUAUUUAAUUGCAAAAACAUCACAAGCUUAUGAAACAUUUACGAAUUAUCUAACGGGAGAAAAAGAUAAGCAAAUUGAAACGCUAACCAAACUAUUGGAGAAAACAGCAAGCAAUGGUUAUAUACCACCGGUGUCAUUUGUAAAAUCAUUAGAAAAAAAAUUAAAAGAGCUUGAUCCAACUAAGUACAAUUGUGAAUAUAUCUGUUUCUGUCCGAAUGGUAAAUCUCUGGAUAAUAAAUCCACAUUACCAUCGAUUGAACCAACGGAAAAAGAAUGCGAAAAUAUACAUUCUCAUGUUCGAAAUAAUUUCCAAGCAUUACUUGAAACUCAUUGUCCUAAAGUAGCCGAAGGUCCAUCAAAAUUAUUAAAACAUCUCUCUGACUCUGAACCGUUUGAUGUUGUUUUCGAUUGUCUUCAUUAUCCAGCACUUGAAAUUGACUGGCGCAUACGCCAUCCAUUGUAUAUCAAACGUGUUCUCUAUCAAAUAGUUGAUGAAAAAGGGAAACGAUGUCUAGUCAUUGGUAAAGUCGAUCUUGCUGAUUUUGUUGAAUCACUUCUAAUGCCUGCUGAACUCGUGUCGGUUAUUCGUGUACCUUAUGAAUCUAUUAAAAGUCCAUUACCAUUAUUAUCAGCACUAUACCAUAGUCCAACAACAUUACUGGCUAGUCCUAUAGACCAACAGGAUUAUAAAACUUUAUUAGGUUUAAAUAAUGUUGAUAUAUUUAGUCGAUGGAUACAAACUCAUCAGUUGGUUCCCGUUACUAAACCAGAUUUAGUCUAUCUUCAAGCUCCGUGUCUAUAUUCAACACGUGUACAUGUGAAUACGUCUGAAUGGCUAAUACCUUAUUUUGAUGGAUCGCCUCUAACCGAGCCCGAGAAUGUUCAAACGUGGUUUCGCGUUCAAAUAAAUAAUAAUUAA
Messenger RNA from Rotaria socialis, 1809 nucleotides. NCBI's taxonomy places the organism in Eukaryota, Metazoa, Rotifera, Eurotatoria, Philodinida, Philodinidae. The record is from the annotation of a GenBank genome assembly.